This is a messenger RNA of Humulus lupulus (European hop), 1848 nucleotides long. RefSeq names its product wall-associated receptor kinase-like 1. Gene Ontology annotation, biological process: protein phosphorylation; cell surface receptor signaling pathway. The record is from RefSeq and is a predicted model, not a curated record. Bases 1 to 1563 code for a protein of 520 amino acids. Gene Ontology annotation, cellular component: plasma membrane. Gene Ontology annotation, molecular function: protein serine/threonine kinase activity; ATP binding. NCBI's taxonomy places the organism in Eukaryota, Viridiplantae, Streptophyta, Magnoliopsida, Rosales, Cannabaceae. The transcript is spliced from 4 exons.
AUGGGUAGAGAUGCCAGCUUCAAUAUCUCCAUGGAUAAUGAUUCUAGUACGACUCUUGCAACAAAUCGUGAUAACGAAUAUUGCAAAUAUGCAUUCGUGAUAGAUUCUUAUGAAAUUGAUAAAUACAAAACAUCCCAUGAUGAUGAUCUGGAUUAUUAUGUUCCCGUCAUGCUAGGUUGGUCCCUUAAUGUUACAUAUUUCGACAUAUUUAAAACAGAUGUUAUGCCAACCACAUCUAGCAGCUUCGACUGCGAAAGCUAUGAUGUUAUUACUUUAAAUUCCUCUCUAAAUCGGAUAUACCGCUGUGACUGCCGUGAAGGAUAUCGAGGGAGUGCGUACAUUCAGGACGGGUGUCAAGGAGUUGGGAGUGCUCUUGGAGUCUUAGUACUUGUUUUUGGUACAUGGAGACUAUACAAAUUCAUAAUGAAAAGAAAAGAAAUUAAACAGAAGAAAACAUUUUUCAAACGAAAUGGUGGCCUUUUGUUGGAACAACAAAUACACUCGAGUGAAAACAAUGUCGAGCAAACCAAGUUGUUCGAUGCAAAAGAGUUAGAGAAGGCAACAAAUAAUUUUUGUAUAGACAGAGUUCUUGGACAAGGAGGUCAAGGCACUGUGUACAAAGGAAUGUUGGAAGACGGAAAGAUUGUUGCGAUAAAGAAGUCUAAAAUAAUUGAUGAAGCCAAACUCUCUGAAUUCAUUAAUGAGGUUGUUAUUCUUACGCAAAUCAAUCAUAGAAAUGUUGUCAAGCUAUUGGGAUGUUGUUUGGAGACAGAUGUUCCACUUCUAGUUUAUGAAUUUGUCCCAAACGGAACACUUUCUGAGUAUAUUCAUGACAAAAAUGCAGAGUUUCCUUUUACAUGGAGUAUGCGAUUACGAAUUGCAACUGAGGUUGCGGGAGCUCUCUCAUACUUACACUCAGCAGCUUCUUUUCCAAUUUAUCAUCGAGAUGUUAAGUCUACAAACAUACUCCUUGAUGAAAAAUUGAGAGCAAAAGUUGCAGACUUUGGUACAUCAAGAACUAUUUCCUUAGAGCAAACUCACUUGACCACUUUAGUUUAUGGCACAUUUGGUUAUCUAGAUCCAGAAUAUUUUCAAUCAAGCCAAUUUACAGAUAAGAGUGAUGUUUAUAGUUUUGGAGUGAUUCUUGUUGAGCUCUUGACUGGACAAAAAGCAAUAUCUGCCGCAAGAUCAGAGGAAGGAAGAAGUUUGGCGACAUAUUUUAUAAUGACAAUGGAGGAAAAUAGCAGUAGUCUUUUCGACAUUCUUGAUGGUCAAGUUCUCAAAGAAGCGCCAAAAGAAGAGAUCAUAGUUGUUGCUGAUCUUGCACAAAGAUGCUUACAUUUGAACGGAAGGAAUCGACCUACCAUGAAAGAAGUAGCAAAGGAGCUAGAAAUGAUACAAGUCAUUGAUAAUAAAGAUUCAAAGGGCAGUCGACAUAAUUAUGAAGAGUUAGCGUAUGCACAACCUGAAGUUAUAGACUACUCUUGGAAUGCUUUCACGUCAUCAACUUUUGAUAGUAAUGCUACUAGCUCCUCGUUGCAUCAAGAAUUACCAUUAUUAUAAGCUCUCAGCUCACAUUAUUCUCACGCACCCCACUGUGAAAUAUAUAUAUUGCUUUUGGAUUGAAGUUGGUUCUGAUGAGUUGGACUUUAUUGUGUGGAGUUUUCAACUUUUUAUUUCAUGAGACUUUGUUUUGAACAUUUUAUAUAUGGACUUUAUUAUAUAUGUACGAGACUUUGAAUAUUUUAGACUUGUAGACUUGUAUAAGUGUGAGAUUUUAGAUAAUUUAGACUUGUAAUCUUUAUGUUGAAUAUUAUGUAUAUUGUAGACUUUAUUAUGCCGGUACGA